AUGGCUCUCGAUGCGAGAUUGAUGCCACCCACUGCAACGCCCCAAAACCGCCAAGUUCGUUCGUCUGCUUCAACUCCCUCGCUUCGAUCCCGAGAUGGUAGUCUGCCUCUGCUCUCCAGAAUGGACGGAGCCGCAAAUGUCAGGGUCGUUGUCCGCGUGAGGGCAUUUUUAAAACGGGAGCUCGAUCGAAAAACGCGGUGUCUCAUCCGCAUGGACCCCAUCACGCAGCUCACCACGUUGCAAGCUCCCGGUCAGGACGCCGUCGACAGUUCCAUACCAAAGUCUCGCAAGAUUAUAGAAGACAAAACGUUCACGUUCGACAACUCCUUCUGGAGUCACAACAUCCACGACGCCCACUACGCCCACCAGGAAGACGUGUACAACAGCUUGGGGGAAGAGUUCCUCGAUCACAACUUCGAGGGCUAUCACACCUGCAUCUUCGCCUACGGCCAGACCGGUUCCGGCAAGAGUUAUACAAUGAUGGGGACGCCGGACCAACCCGGCCUCAUUCCCCGGACUUGCCAGGAUUUGUUCGAGCGCAUCAACGCCGCCCACAACGAAAACUCAAACAUUGCCUACAAUGUCAGAGUGUCGUAUUUUGAAGUGUACAACGAACACGUCCGCGACCUUCUCGUACCCGUCACACCCAAUGCUCCUCCCAACUACCUCAAAAUCCGCGAGUCGCCCACCGAGGGACCCUACGUCAAGGAUCUGACCGAGGUUCCUGUCCGCAACAUCAACGAGAUCCUGCGCUACAUGAAGAACGGGGACGAGUCCCGCACCACGGCAAGCACCAAGAUGAAUGACACGAGCAGUCGAAGCCACGCCGUCUUCACCAUCAUGCUGAAGCAGAUUCAUCACGACAUGGAGACGGACGAGACGACGGAACGCAGCUCCCGCAUCAGGCUGGUGGACUUGGCAGGCAGCGAGAGGGCAAAGUCAACCGAGGCCACCGGCGCACGACUUCGAGAGGGCAGCAACAUCAACAAGUCACUGACCACGCUGGGCCGUGUGAUUGCAGCCUUGGCGGACCCCAAAGCGUUGCGGUCGGGCAAGAGAAAGGACGUGGUGCCGUACCGAGACUCGAUCCUGACGUGGCUUCUCAAGGAUUCGCUGGGCGGGAACAGCAAAACGGCCAUGAUUGCCUGCAUUGCGCCGUCGGAUUACGAUGAAACCCUGUCCACGCUGCGAUACGCCGACCAGGCCAAGCGUAUCCGCACUCGCGCCGUCGUCAACCAGGACCACAUCUCGACCGCCGAGCGUGACGCACAGAUUGCCGCCAUGGCGGAAGAGAUCCGCGCGCUGCAGCUGUCCGUCUCCGACUCGCGGCAGCGCGAAAAGAAUGCCAAGGAAGCCGAGGAGAAACUGGAGGAGUAUCAGAACCGCGUCACCGCCAUGCAGCGCAUGAUGGAGGAACGCAGCAUGGUGGCCGAGAGCAAGAUCAAGAAGCUGCAGACGGAGAACGAGGCCCUGAAGCUGCAUCUCAAGCUGGCCAUUGAAAGCCUCAAGAACCCGAUUCCUCCCGUCACCAUCAAGCCGCAGCCGGCAGGCGAGGCCGGCAGGGACAAGAUGGGACAAGACGUCUCAGACGACGACGGCGGCGACGAAGACGAUGCCCAUUACUACGAUGGAGAGUACGACUCGGACGUGACCGCAGGCGGCGACGACGACUUGCAGGACGAGAUGCACCGGUACCUGCAAGACAUGGGGAACCUGAGGAAGCUCAUUGACGGGGAUCUGCACCGCUUCCGGAACGAGCAAACCGUCCGGAUGCCCCUGGGGGCGAGGGAGAAUGUCUAG
Messenger RNA from Ustilaginoidea virens, 1800 nucleotides. RefSeq lists its product as uncharacterized. The record is from RefSeq and is a predicted model, not a curated record. Bases 1 to 1800 code for a protein of 599 amino acids. Gene Ontology annotation, molecular function: microtubule motor activity; microtubule binding; ATP binding. The transcript has 2 exons. NCBI's taxonomy places the organism in Eukaryota, Fungi, Ascomycota, Sordariomycetes, Hypocreales, Clavicipitaceae. Gene Ontology annotation, biological process: mitotic spindle organization; microtubule-based movement.